Molecule: messenger RNA, 3414 nt
Organism: Notolabrus celidotus (New Zealand spotty)
Lineage: Eukaryota; Metazoa; Chordata; Actinopteri; Labriformes; Labridae
Product: NACHT, LRR and PYD domains-containing protein 14-like
Exons: 8
Coding region: 8-3217 (1069 amino acids)
Molecular function (GO): protein binding
Source: RefSeq, a predicted model, not a curated record
ACACUACAUGAUAUUAUAUUUGUUCCACAGAGUUCAGGGAUCAGAGGCUCCCAUUGGUCAGUCUGCCCAGCAGCAUCAAACACAGCUGGACUCCAUAUUGAUGCUGCUCCAGGAGAACAUCAUCACUUUUGUACAGACCGAGCUGAAGGAGAUCCAGAGAGCUCUGAGUCCAGAUUACCCAGAAUUCUUAGAGAGUCAGAGGGAGGAUGAGGAUAAAGAGCAGAGGAGGAGCAGAGAGGCCUUUCUGGAGAUCACUCUGCACUUCCUGAGGAGGAUGAAUCAGGAGGAGCUGGCUGACCGACUGCACAGCAGAAAUGUUCCUGCUGCAGAGUGCAGACGUAAACUGAAGUCUGACCUGAAGGGGAAGUUCCAGUGUGUGUUUGAGGGGAUCGCUAAAGCAGGAAAUCCAACCCUCCUGAAUCAGAUCUAUACAGAGCUCUACAUCACAGAGGGAGGGACUGAAGAGGUCAAUGAUGAACAUGAGGUCAGACAGAUUGAAGCAGCAUCCAGGACACCACACAGACCAGAGACCACCAUCAGACAAGAAGACAUCUUUAAAGGCUCACCUGGAAGAGAUCAACCAAUCAGAGCCGUGCUGACAAAGGGAGUGGCUGGCAUCGGGAAAACAGUCUUAACACAGAAGUUUACUCUGGACUGGGCUGAAGACAAAGCCAACCAGGACAUCCAGUUCACAUUCCCCUUCACUUUCAGAGAGCUGAAUGUGCUGAGAGAGAGAAAGUUCAGCUUGGUGGAACUCGUUCAUCACUUCUUUACUCAACCCAGAGAAGCAGGACUCUGCAGGUUUGAAGAGUUCCAGGUUGUGUUCAUCUUUGACGGUCUGGAUGAGUGUCGACUUCCUCUGGACUUCCACAACAAUCAGAUCCUGACUGAUGUUACAGAGUCCACCUCAGUGGAUGUGCUACUGACAAACCUCAUCAGGGGGAACCUGCUUCCCUCUGCUCGUCUCUGGAUAACCACACGACCUGCAGCGGCCAAUCAGAUCCCUCCUGAGUGUGUUGACAUGGUGACAGAGGUCAGAGGGUUCACUGACCCUCAGAAGGAGGAGUACUUCAGGAAGAGGUUCAGAGACCAGGAGCAGGCCAGCAGAAUCAUCUCCCACAUCAAGACAUCCAGAAGCCUCCACAUCAUGUGCCACAUCCCGGUCUUCUGCUGGAUCACUACUACAGUUCUGGAGGAUGUGCUGAAGAACAGAGAGGGAGGAGAGCUGCCCAGAACCCUGACUGAGAUGUACAUCCACUUCCUGGUGGUUCAGUCCAAACUGAAGACCAUCAAGUAUGAUGGAGGAGCUGAGACUGAUCCACUCUGGAGUCCAAAGACCAGGAAGAUGAUCCAGUCUCUGGGAAAACUGGCUUUUGAGCAGCUGCAGAAAGGAAACCUGAUCUUCUAUGAGUCCGACCUGACAAAGUGUGGCAUCAAGAUCAAGGAAGCCUCAGUGUACUCAGGAGUGUUCACACAGAUCUUCAGAGAGGAGAGAGGACUGUACCAGGACAAGGUGUUCUGCUUCAUCCAUCUGAGCGUUCAGGAGUUUCUGGCUGCUCUUCAUGUCCAUCUGACCUUCACCAACUCUGGACUCAACCUGAUGGAAGAAGAACAACCAACGCCCCCGAUCUCUAAAAUCUUUAGAGACAAAACUAAACUGAAACAUCUCCAUCAGAGUGCUCUGGACCAUGCCUUACAGAGCCCGAACGGACAUCUGGACUUGUUCAUCCGCUUCCUCCUGGGUCUUUCAUUGCAGACAAAUCGGAGUCUUCUGAGAGGUCUGCUGACACAGACAAGAAGAAGCUCAAAGACCCAUCAGGACACAGUCCAAUAUAUCAGGAAGAAGAUCAGUGAGGAUCUUUCUACAGAGAGAAGCAUCAACCUGUUCCACUGUCUGAAUGAACUGAAUGAUCAAUCUCUAGUGGAGGAGAUCCAACAGUCUCUGGGGUCAGUACGUCUCUCCACAGAUAAACUGUCUCCUGCUCAGUGGUCAGCUCUGGUCUUCAUCUUACUGUCCUCAGAGAAAGAUCUGGAUGUGUUUGACCUGAAGAAAUACUCUGCUUCAGAGAAGGCUCUUCUGAGGCUGCUGCCAGUGAUCAGAGCCUCCAACAAAGCUCUGCUCAGUAGAUGUAACCUGUCAGAGAGAAGCUGUGAAGCUCUGUCCUCAGUCCUCAUAUCCCAGUCCUCCAGUCUGAGAGAGCUGGACCUGAGUAACAACAACCUGCAGGAUUCAGGAGUGAAGCAGCUGUCUGCUGGACUGAAGAGUCCACAUUGUAAACUGGAAACUCUCAGGUUAACUGGAUGUAAUAUCUCAAAGAGUAGCUGUGAAGCUCUGUCCUCAGUCCUCAGCUUCCAGUCCUCCAGUCUGAGAGAGCUGGACCUGAGUAACAACGACCUGCAUGAUUCAGGAGUGAAGCAGCUGUCUGGUGGACUGAAGAGUCCACAUUGUAAACUGGAAACUCUCAGACUGUCAGGAUGUGUGAUCACAGAGCAAGGUUGUGCCUAUCUGGCCUCAUCUCUGCGCUCCAACCCCUUCCACCUCAGAGAGCUGGACCUGAGCUACAACCAUCCAGGAGACUCAGGAGUGAAGCUGCUUUCUGGGGAGCUGAAGUGCAGGAAACUGGAAACUCUCAGGGUGGACCAUGGUGGAGAGCAGAGGUUAAAGCCUGGACUGACAAAGUAUGUCUGUGAACUCACACUGGACUCAAACACAGCUCACAGACGGCUCAGACUGUCUGAAGACAACAGGAAGGUGAAACGUCUGAUAGAGGACCAGCCAUAUCCUGAUCAUCCAGACAGAUUUGACUCCUGUCAUCAGCUUCUGUGUAGAGAUGGUCUGACUGGUUGCUGUUACUGGGAGGUCGAAUUGAGAGGAUGGGUUUAUAUAUCAGUGAGUUACAGAGGAAUCAGAAGGAAAGGAGACAGUGACAACUGUGUGUUUGGAUGUAAUGAUCAGUCCUGGAGUCUGAGCUGCACUGAUGGUGGUUACUCUGUCCUUCACAAUAACAGAGAAAAUGUCCUCCGUCUCUCCUCGUCCUGUGACUCUCAAAGAGUAGCAGUGUAUGUAGACUAUCCUGCUGGCACUCUUACCUUCUACAGAGUCUCCUCUGACGCACUGAUCCACCUCCACACCUUCAGCACUACCUUCACUGAACCUCUGUAUCCUGGGUUCAGGUUGUGGUCUUCUGGUUCCUCAGUGUGUCUGUCUUCUGUGUAGCAGGGGGAGUCUCCCCCUCUCUACACAAACACUACAAACACAAACAACUACUGAAGAACAGCUUACUCAACUUCCGGUUCAGUAAAGUGGUGAUUGGACAUUUGUAAUUUGCUUCCUGAUAUUUAUCUUUUUUUUUGCAACCUACAUUGAGAUGUUGAUUACAUUUUUACUUGUUAAGCCAUAAGAAGCUUCCCGGA